AUGGCGGGAAGACAGUCGAACCAACUGCGGUCAAAAGAGCAGCUCCGCCGUCCAAAACGCAAAGGAAAGAAGAAGAAAUCUACAAGGGGAGGUCUGGAUGCUUUGACUAUUGCGGGACAGCAGUAUCCCUCGAAGUCGGGAAUUCGGAAACAACGCCUGGGCGUAGAAGAAGAUGAGGGCUCAAGCCUCAAGAGACGUGGCGGUGCGUCAAGACUUGAUGCGGAAGACGACUCCUCCCGGCACCCUUCGAAGCGACGGAGAACGGGCGAUAAUGAUGACGACAGCCAAGAUGCAGACUCAAGCGACAAUUAUGGGAGUGAUAGUGAGGGCAAUGAGUGGCAGAUUGGUCGAGUCGAUGAGGACGAUGAUAGUGACAUCGAUAGUGACGAAGCGAUGGGUGAGAGUGAUGAGGAACAUUUUGAUGGGUUUAGAUUUGGUGGGAGUUCCAAACCCAAGCCUAAGUCCAAACCGAUACCGAGGAAACGAGGUGGGGAAGAUUUUGAUUUAUCUGAAGGUGAUGGGGAAUUGGAGGAUGAUGACGAUCUUGGGGAAGAAGCGGUGGAUCUUGCUACAGCCUGGGAUAUGAAUGCGGAAGAGUCGGAAUUAGACGAUAAGGGCAAAGUAAAGAAACUAAAGAGAGAUUCUCGCUCUGGGACUGCGGAUAAAGGUGAUGGCAUUGAUAUUACUGGCAGUGAGCUUGAAGGGGAAGAAGAUGACGAGGAUGAUGAUGACGAGGACGAGGACGACGAUGACGAUGCGAGCGAUGCCUCUGGACUAUCAAUUUCUGAUGAGGAUGAUAUAAAUGAGCGCGGACUCUCAAAAUUACAAAAGUUCGUCAAGGCUAUGGAGAGAGAACCAACCCUCGACGGCAAAUCGAAAACCAAACAGACUGCUACCACUCAAGGCACCCAACCUACAGAAUUUGGCCUCAUGCCUACACGGAAACUUACAGUUGCAGAUCUAAUACCAACCAUUUCUGACUCCCGUAUGAGAGGGUCGUUAAAACACCUCGAUGCCGCUCCUUCAACUAAAAAGAGCAAAACGGGGAUAAAUGGGAAGCUAGAAGUGCCGCUUGCCAAACGGCAGCAGGAUCGUAUUGACCGUGCUGCCGCUUACGAAAAGAGCAAGGAGACCCUUAAUCGAUGGAUUGAAACCGUCAAGGCUAAUCGAAGAGCUGAUCAUAUUUCUUUCCCGCUACCCGAACCAAACGCCUUACAGAAGUCAACUAUUGUUGACACGAAGCCAAGGACGGACCUUGAGAAUACUAUUCAGAAUAUCCUCGUGGAGAGCGGCCUAGCGGACGAGCAAGAUAAAAUGGGAGAAACUCGCAUUCAGGAAUUUGAAGAAUUACAGGCGAAGAAGCUUCCUCUGGAGGAAAUACAGGCCCGUCGGGCUGAGCUACGAAAAGCCAGAGAAUUGCUUUUCCGUGAGGAGGUUCGAGCUAAGCGGAUUAAGAAAAUUAAGAGCAAGUCGUACCGUCGUGUUCAUCGAAAGGAACGGGAAAAGAUGGAACUUCGAGAAAGAGAAGCUCUUCUUGCUGCUGGGGUUGAUGUUGACGAGGAGGACCGUGAAAAACUUGACCGACGCAGAGCGGAAGCUCGAAUGGGAGCGAAGCACAGGGAAAGCAAAUGGGCUAAAAGCCUCAAGCAAACUGGAAGGACGGCCUGGGAUGAUGAAGCACGGCUCGAAAUGGCAGAUUUGGCGCGGAGAGAGGAGGAGCUACAGAGCAGAAUCCUGGGAAAACGGGUCACUACUGGACAGGAGGAGUAUCUACGGUCCUCAAGUGAGGAAUCAGAAAGUGAAAGCGACGCGGGCGAGGAUGGGUUUGGUUCGGAUGCUGAGACGCAACGACUGAAGAAGAAACUCAGUGAGUUGGGUCAAAACAGGAACGACAAGGAAGAAAUCACCGGACCACAUGCAAGGUUGCUUUCGAUUAAAUUCAUGCGCAAUGCGGAAGCUGCAAGGAAGGCUCAGAAUGACGCUGAAGUUAAAAAGCUCCGUCGUGAGCUGGAUGGCGAGUAUUCACAAUCUGACACCGAGAUGGCUGAAGUGGGCCAUCAAAGGUUUGGUCAACAGGCUGCCACCGACAGGUCUGCCGUUACGGCUACCAAAAGGCAAGAUUUCGAGGAACCGGAUUCCGAUACCAACGGCAAGGUUCACGUCGAGGAAUCGGAUGAAGAUGUCGAUAUCAAGGUUGACAGAAAGCCCGCUCACAAAUCUACGGCACGCAACUAUCGUUCUUUCGAGACACACUCCGACAAAGCCAACGUGAACACAACAAAAGAUGACUUCGAGUCCAACCCGUGGCUCUCACAGCCAAAAAGGAACUCCAGGAAGCAAACCAACUCAUUGGACGCUGCAGGUGACAUUACGCUGAUCACCAACGGCACUGUUGAGAGUGUCACCUCUCCGCUUCCCUCGUCAGAACAAUCAAUGCGCAUCACCGCCUCCAAAAAGAAAACCGCAAACAACUCGCACGGCAAUAAAGCUGCUACCACCACCACAACUGCCAACGGCGACAACGAUGACGAAAGCGGCGACGACUCUGACGAGGCACGUGUACCCGUACUCCUCAAGAACGCAGAUCUUGUCAAGAAGGCAUUCGCAGGCGACGAGGUGCUGGCUGAUUUCUCCAAGGAGAAACUCGAGACUGUUGAGGAGGAGGGUGACAAGGUCAUCGACACUACGCUGCCGGGGUGGGGAUCUUGGGCUGGCGCGGGCUUGACGAAACGGGAGAAGAAAGAGGCGAAGGCGAAGCGGUCAUUCGUUACGGAGGAGGGCGUUAAGGCCGAGAAGAGGAAGGAUGCGAAGUUGGAUAGGGUUAUUAUUAACGAGAAGAGGGUUCGGAAGAAUACCAAAUACCUCGCGUCCCAGCUUCCACAUCCCUUUGAGUCUAGACAGCAAUAUGAACGCUCUCUCCGACUGCCUAUCGGUCCGGAAUGGACGACCAAAGAGACAUUCCAGAACGCCACGAAGCCCCGCAUCAUGCUCAAACAGGGGGUUAUCAAGCCACUACAGAAACCUAUAUAG
Messenger RNA from Paracoccidioides lutzii Pb01, 3030 nucleotides. RefSeq names its product small nucleolar ribonucleoprotein complex subunit Utp14. Gene Ontology annotation, biological process: rRNA processing. The transcript is spliced from 2 exons. Bases 1 to 3030 code for a protein of 1009 amino acids. The record is from RefSeq and is a predicted model, not a curated record. Gene Ontology annotation, cellular component: small-subunit processome; nucleolus.